GUUUUAUCUGGCCUCCUUGCACUUGUACUUUGAUCGUUGCAUACAGGUUAUUAACACACAGAGGAGGGACAUUCUAUGUAGACCUGUAUCAACAGUCCACACCACUUUAAACCUUGGAUUGGUCUAUGAUGUAGAGACCUAUAUUGUACAUGUACAUGAACCAAUGUAUCAGAUUUUGAUCUGAGUUGACAAUGAAUAUCUCUGCUGGUAGUUUAUGUGUGCUUCAGUUUAUAUCCUGUUCUGAUCCAGCCAAGUUGGAAUAAUGGAAGGUGUGUUUUCCUCAGGAAGCAAGCGAAAAAUUCAAACUAGUGUGAACAAGGCAAUUAAUUCACAGGAAGUCCCAGUCAAGGAGAAACAUGUCAGAAGUAUCAUCAUCGGAACCUUCCAGGAGAAGGGGGCGUCGACCUUCUGGAGUGUGGUGUGUAGGUUACCGGUCCAGGGUAACCCGGUGGUAUGCUGGAAGUUCUGUCACACCCUUCAUAAAGUACUGCGAGAGGGCCAUGAAGAGGCUCAGAAGCAGCUAAGACAACACACAGAUCAUUUGAAAGAUCUUGGAACAAUGUGGCAUCAUUUCCAUGAUGGUUAUGGUAAGCUAAAUGCUGCUUACUGCACUCUCCUCAAUACCAAAUUGGAAUUCCAUAGAAAGAAUCCUUCCAUGCCAGGCAAUCUCGUACUUCAAGAGCCAGAGAAAGAUAUUGAAAAAAUGUGUGAAAAUGACAUCAAUAAUUACUUCCAGAUGUCUGUUGAAAUCUUUGAUUAUUUAGAAUCCCUCAUCACACUGCAAGCAGCAGUUUUCCGAUCAUUUGACAUGUCCAGAGCAAUGUCCGGUACUCCCUCUGGUCAGUGCCGACUUUCACCCCUCAUUCCUGUGAUCUUAGAUUCUGGUCAGCUCUAUGACUUCAGCGUCAGAUUACUAUAUAAACUACAUGCUUGCUUGCCAUCAGACACACUUGAAGGUCAUAGAUCACGUUUCCUGAAGCAAUUUCAUGCCUUGAAGGAGUUCUACACCAAAUGCAGUAGCAUCAUUUACUUCAGAAGACUUAUCCAAGUUCCCACAUUACCUGCAGAUCCUCCAAACUUCUUUGUAGCAGCCAUGAAUCAGGACACAUACAUCAGCCCAGCUGUAAUGCUUGCCAUUAAUGAAUCAAUGAAUGAUAGCAGUGGAAGAGAUAGCCCUCCGCCUCCAAGUGAAGCAUCAAUUGAAGAGCCUGCUUUUGAAGAACCUGUUACACAUAGUGCUAUGUUAGUAGACCUCAUGUCAUCUCCACCCCCACAACAGAAUGGACAGUUCCAACAACAACAAGUCCAACAGAGUGGUCCAGAUGAAAGAGAUUGGAUUAUUGAGCAGUUGAGAGACGAGGUAAAUCAACUCAAAUUUGAACUUGACAGAACCAAACGAGAAGAUCAAAGAAUUAUUGAAGAACUUAAGAGAAGAUUGAUGGAAAUGGAACAAGAAAUGAAUGAACAUCGGACGGUGGUUGAGACACAGUGUGAGGAAAAUGAGACGCUACGCGACAAAGUAAAGGAACUAGAGUCUGCUGCUCUUAUGGUUUCUGAAGAAAAAUUAGUUGAUGCAGAAAGACGGUCAAAAGUAAAUGAGGAAAGGUUUAAAAAGAUGAAAGAUGUGUACACUAAGCUAAGAGAAGAACAUCUAUCUCUUCUGAGAGUGAAUGCUGAAGCUAAUAAGCAACUGACGACGGUAUCUAAGAGCUCAGAGGAGAUGGUUGCUGCAAGAGAUACAGCUGAAAAGACUGUUGAGAAGCUACAGAUGUCUAUAGCUCAAACAGCAAGUAGAGAAGCCCAACUCAAGAGACAGAUGGAAGAACAAAGGAAAAAAUUGCUUGCCAAGGCUGUAGAAGGUGCUGAGGAGACACUAAAGCUAAUCAUCCAACAGAUGGAAGAUCCUCAGUUUGCUUCAGCAACAUGUACACCAGAAUAUCUUCAAAGUAGAGCCCCUAUAGCUGAUGAAUGUGUGGAUAAUCUGGAGAGAUCCUAUAACUCUUACCAGCAGAACAGCAACGAUUUUGGAGGUCUGAUUGGUUCCAUUGCCUCAUUUUCUCAUUCACUUGGUGAAUAUCUGCUGCAGGGGAAAGCCACAUCAAAUCUUGCUCCUGUUAAUGUUGGGGAAAGAUUAUCAUCCAAUUGCCUUGCGACUUGCAACAGUGCCUUGACAGUCCUUCAGUCAUUGAAAGAAGAAGAUCAGCAAAACUUUACCCAGAAUGAAAACAAUUUGAGAGAUAAACUAAGAGAUAUCUCUCAACUUACACAGGAGCUGAUAUCUGAGGAGACAAGUAAAACAGAAGAGAUUGGUGAUCUUGUAGAGGCAGAGAUGCAGUCAACAUCGGACCUCGUUGAUCAGGCGGCUAUUAGGAUAGAGGAGAUGUUGAAGAGGUCAAGAGAAGCAGAUACCGGUGUAAAGCUUGAGGUGAAUGAGAGGAUUCUAGAUUCCUGUACACAGCUUAUGAUCUGUAUCAAAGAACUCAUCACCAAGUCAAAAUCACUACAGCAAGAAAUUGUAGCAAGCGGAAGGGGAACAGCAUCAGCAAAGGAAUUUUACAAACGUCAUCAUCGAUGGACAGAAGGUCUUUUGUCUGCUGCCAAACUGGUUGGGGUUGGAGCUUCUCAUUUAGUGGAUAGUUCUGACAAGGUUAUGAGUGGAACAGGCAAGUUUGAGGAGCUUAUGGUGUGUUCUCAUGAGAUAGCAGCCAGUACAGCCCAGCUGGUUGCAGCAAGUAAGGUCAAAGCAGACAAGGGUAGUGCUAACCUUAAAGGUCUUCAGGUAGCAUCAAGGAAUGUUGCAACUGCUACGGCAGGAGUGGUGGCCUCGGCAAAGACAGGGGCUCAGAUGAUUGCAGAAGGAGAUUCACCUGACUUUACAAAACUGAAGCUUACCCAGACAAAGCGAAUGGAAAUGGAGGCUCAGGUAACAGUCCUGGAGUUGGAGAGUAAGCUUGAGAAGGAGCGUGUUCUCCUGGCAGAGUUACGCAAGCGGCACUACCAGCUAGCAGGAGCUUCCGAGGGAUGGGAGGAAGAGGAUGAUGUUGACUUUGGAGGACAAGGAGAAUACGCUGAUCUGGUGUAGAGAAGACACAUGUGCUCAGUUUGUAGAUGAUAGUAGGUGAUGAGAUUAUGUGGAUAGACAUGGUACAACCGUAGAGAAUGUUGACAGAGAUGGCUGUGACAAGUAAACUAUGCGGGUAUUAUCAUGGGGAGCAUUUCAUUAAAGAAAUGGUCAGUGAUUUUUAUUGACAACUGCAAUAAGUUUCUGAAAUCCUUGCAUCUGAUUGGCUUAGAGAAAAAUGUAUCAGUGAAAUUUACUGACAAGAUGCUUCAUGGAACACAGUCCUUACAGUGGUCUCCCAUGCCAUCGUCACUUAUGUUGUCAAACAUACACCAUUUCAUUGGGUUUGUUUAGAUAUUGUUUACUUUGAAACAAACAAAAAUAUUAAUGAUACCUUACAUUUCAUGUAAUAUUAUAUAUUCUUGCAAAAUGCCAUUGUCCAUUCAGUCAUUCAUAUCAGCAAUACCAAACACUUUGAUAAUGUUGACAUUGUGGCUGCAAAUGUCUUAUGUUAGAAAAUAAAAGUUUUCAAAAUGAAAUUUCAAUAUUUCACCUUUUCAAGGUCAUGUUCCUGCAAACCAAAAGCUUUCUAAAACCUUUCCUCAUGGGCAGUAUUUCUCUGUGUUGUGGUUGAAAUCCUGUAAUAUUUGCUGUGGCUCAGUGUUUAUAGAGCCAUGAUAUAUAACCAGAAAUUUUGGAUUCAAAGCCAUGUUGGUGUC
Molecule: messenger RNA, 3780 nt
Organism: Lytechinus variegatus (green sea urchin)
Lineage: Eukaryota; Metazoa; Echinodermata; Echinoidea; Temnopleuroida; Toxopneustidae
Product: huntingtin-interacting protein 1-like
Exons: 25
Coding region: 263-3082 (939 amino acids)
Biological process (GO): clathrin coat assembly; endocytosis; actin filament organization
Cellular component (GO): clathrin-coated vesicle; actin cortical patch
Molecular function (GO): clathrin-cargo adaptor activity; phosphatidylinositol-3,4-bisphosphate binding; actin filament binding
Source: RefSeq, a predicted model, not a curated record